AUGGUUAAAGGCUGGACCAAGUACAGGACAAAGAAUCACAUCCAGUUUUUGCUUCCUCCAUUUAGCAAUGAAUUCAGUGCGGUAAACCUAGAGGGAAAGACAGAGCAGAUGACAACCAAUGCCUGGCAGAUCAAUGUCUAUACGUCUGAUUUUCAUUUCCCUCCUUGCAGGUGUUUAAUCCGAAGAACUUCAGACAUUCUCUCCAAAUACCUGCCAGUGAAGAUAGAGCAGGUGGUCUGCUGCAGACUGACACCUUUGCAGGCUGAGCUGUACAAGAACUUCCUGAAGCAAGCCAAGCCAGUGGAGGAGCUGAAGGAGGGCAAGAUCAAUGUGUCAUCUCUCUCUUCCAUCACUUCCCUGAAGAAGCUCUGCAAUCACCCUGCUCUUAUUUAUGAUAAGUGUGUGGAAGAAGAAGAAGGUUUUAUGGGAGCUCUGGAUUUGUUCCCUGCUGGCUACAGUACCAAAUCUGUGGAGCCCCAGCUUUCAGGAAAGAUGCUGGUUUUGGACUACAUCCUUGCUGUUACAAAAAGCACCAGUAACGACAAGGUGGUUUUAGUGUCUAACUACACUCAGACACUGGAUCUAUUUGAAAAGCUCUGCAGGAACAGAAGGUAUUUAUAUGUCCGGCUGGACGGCACCAUGUCCAUUAAGAAGAGAGCAAAGGUUGUGGAGCGAUUUAACAGCCCCUCAAGCCCCGAGUUUAUCUUCAUGUUAAGCAGCAAAGCAGGUGGUUGUGGUUUGAAUUUGAUUGGGGCUAACAGACUGGUUAUGUUUGACCCAGACUGGAAUCCAGCUAAUGAUGAACAGGCCAUGGCUCGUGUGUGGCGGGAUGGCCAGAAGAAGACCUGCUACAUCUAUCGACUGCUUUCAACAGGGACCAUAGAGGAGAAAAUAUUUCAACGCCAGACCCACAAGAAGGCACUCAGCAGCUGUGUGGUGGAUGAAGAGCAGGAUGUAGAGAGACACUUCUCGCUCGGGGAGCUCAAGGAGCUGUUUGCAUUGAAUGAGACCACCACCAGUGACACCCAUGACAAGAUCAAAUGUCGUCGCUGUGUGAAUGGCCACCAAGUACGGCCACCUCCUGAAGGGUCUGACUGCACCUCUGACCUCUCCCAGUGGAACCACUCUGCUGAUAAGCGGGGCCUGCAGGACUCUGUGCUGAAGGCUGCAUGGGAUGCUGCUGUCACCUUCACUUUUCAUCACCACUCCCAUGAGGAGCAGCGAGGGAUUCCCUAACAGGUUACUGUCCCCUGUGGGGGCGAGGGCAGGCUGCUGUGCAGUCUUUAAUCCCUUUCGAGGAAAGGGGCAGUGGGUAGCAGAACAAUGCUGGAUUUGUUGUGUGGCGAUGGGGCAGCAGAACAGCAUGGGUCCUGAGAGGCUGGAAGGCCCUUAGCAUUGGUCAGUUUCUGCUGCAGCAGCAGUGAGUUCAUCACUUUGUGUCUGCUGCUGUGUCUUACACCUGAGAAACAGCAUACUGGGAAUAACUAGAGCUUGUGUGCUUGAUCAGAUUCAGUGCUGGUUCUUGUGCUGUGCCUCCUACUCAGCAAAAAAUCUGCCUUCAGGUUUAUGAUAAGCCUGCAGUUUUAGAGCACUUGAUAUGCAGUCACAUUUUUUAUUGGUAGCUGUGACUUACAGCUUCAUUUGAAAAUGUGCAGGUUCCAUUUCUGUCACAAAACGUGAACCUUAGUUUAUUAUUCAGGAUCAAGAGAAUCUGUGCCAAAAACAUCCUCAGCUUUUAUGUUAAGCAUCUCACCUUAACACGUAGACAGUGGGAAAUCUGGCUCCAUUUUGGUCACUACAUUUUUAAAACUACUUGCUGUAUUAUGGGUGGGAUCCCCACAUCUGGCAAAGUGUUUUAACUAAAUCACAUUAAAACCCAGUAAUAAAAUUCAAACUUCA
Meleagris gallopavo (turkey) is the source of this 1899-nucleotide messenger RNA. NCBI's taxonomy places the organism in Eukaryota, Metazoa, Chordata, Aves, Galliformes, Phasianidae. The record is from RefSeq and is a predicted model, not a curated record.